AAAUAAACUUUUUCCUUUUCUUUUCGUGUUCGUGUAUGCCCUCUCCGUCUAUUCCUACCUUCGUCCUCAACACACACACUCUCUCUUCUUCCACCCUCUUCCUUGUUCCCUCUCCUACUCUUCAAACUCUAAUAAUCAAAUUAACAUUACUUUACUUUCGACUCUCCGUUGCUAAAAUAACUGUUGAUUAACAAAUAAGCCUGAGAGUAAAGCAAAAGGGAGAUUAGCAAUGGUGGUUUUCUCAGGUGGAAACCUUUUCGCCAAAGAGGUGUCUAUUCGCAAGAGAAUCCUUAGCAUAUUUAAUAAGAGAGAAGACGAUUUCCCAUCCUUGAAGGAGUACAAUGAUUACCUAGAAGAAGUAGAGGAUAUGACAUGCAACUUAAUUGAUGGAAUAGAUAUUCCUGGCAUUGAAGCUAAAAUUGCCCAAUACGAGGAAGAAAAUGCUGAGCAGAUAAUGAAUUCUCGAGCUCGAAAGGCAUGCAGAGGAGCUAGCAGCAGCUCUGGCAGCCAGCAAGGCACCUGCACAAGUUGAUGCUGAAGGGGCCGCAGAACAAAACUCACAAGCAGGGAUGUCUACCACAACGCAAGGGCAAUACGCACCUGCAGUUGCGGCAGGGCAAUUUAUGCAACCAAGACCGAUGGGAAUGUCCUCACAACCACUACCCCUUGGUGGUUCUGAUAUGAAUGAAGAAGAAUUCAUGAAGCUACGAGCAGAAAAAGGUGGACGUGCAGGAGGUUGGAGUCCGGAACUUGGUAGGAAGAGGGCACUUGAGGAAGCUUUUGGGAGUCUUUGGAUAUGAGAUCUUCAGGAAAACUAACAUAUGGAUCGUGUUUUCUCCAUAUGUUUCGAUCAUCCAGAUUUGAGACUUCUGAACUUCUGUAAACUUACAGGCUCACAGUUUUGAGACAAAAAAAUGGAUCACAAACAUGAAUAUGUAUGUAAUAUGCGUGUAUCUCCUAUGAAGAUUCUUAAUUAUGUGCUAUGAAUAUAUUGAUAAUCUUUUUGGAUGAA
This is a messenger RNA of Spinacia oleracea (spinach), 1012 nucleotides long. RefSeq lists its product as uncharacterized. Lineage: Eukaryota; Viridiplantae; Streptophyta; Magnoliopsida; Caryophyllales; Amaranthaceae. Gene Ontology annotation, biological process: regulation of transcription by RNA polymerase II; DNA repair. Bases 230 to 532 code for a protein of 100 amino acids. The transcript is spliced from 5 exons. Gene Ontology annotation, cellular component: transcription factor TFIIH holo complex. The record is from RefSeq and is a predicted model, not a curated record.